Arabis nemorensis is the source of this 4299-nucleotide messenger RNA. The record is from the annotation of a GenBank genome assembly. NCBI's taxonomy places the organism in Eukaryota, Viridiplantae, Streptophyta, Magnoliopsida, Brassicales, Brassicaceae.
AUGAGCUACAACGGAAGUAUAAACGUUUCUCAUGAUGCUAUGGUUAUUAAACCCGAACACCGUCCUAUGCUUCAGAGCAAUUCACCUAGAAGCCAUGGUUCCAAAGGAAAUGCUCUACCUCAAGAUUCAGAAGAAAAUAGAGGAUCAGUCGGUGGUCAGAGUAGCACUAGUGUGGUUGAUCAGGUCCGGACGCCACCUGAAGAUGCCGGCGUCACUUCUUCAUCCACCAUUUGUCCAGCUCCUGUUUGUAGGCAAUUCUGGAAAGCUGGAAACUACAAUGAUGAAUUGACUUCAAAGUCUCAGCAGCCAACUGGAAAAAAUUAUCUUCAUGUGCACCCUAUGUUCCUUCACUCCAAUGCUACUUCGCAUAAAUGGGCUUUUGGCGCUGUUGCAGAACUGCUUGACAAUGCUGUUGAUGAGAUCCAAAAUGGGGCCACUUUUGUCAUUGUAGAUAAAAUCACGAAUCCAAGGGAUGGUACAACAGCAUUGCUAGUUAAAGAUGAUGGUGGUGGGAUGAAUCCUCAGGCAAUGCGGCAUUGCAUGGGUUUUGGAUUCUCAGAUAAGAAAUCGGAUUUAGCCAUUGGAAGAUAUGGAAAUGGUUUCAAGACCAGCACAAUGAGACUUGGGGCAGAUGUCAUUGUUUUCAGCCGCCAUUUGAAGAACCAAACAUGGACACAAAGUAUUGGGCUCCUUUCUUACACAUACCUGACACGUACUGGCCAUGAUCGAAUAGUUGUUCCCAUUUUGGAUUACGAGUUUAAGGCAUCAGUUAGCAAGUUUGAGACAUUGCAAGACCGAGAACAUUUUAUAUCCAGUCUCUCCAUUCUGCUAGAAUGGUCUCCAUUUUCAACAGAGGCAGAACUUUUGCAGCAGUUUGACGACGUUGGACCACAUGGGACAAAGGUUAUUAUCUAUAAUAUGUGGCUCAACAGCGAUGCUAAAUUGGAAUUAGACUUUGACUCGGUUGCAGAGGAUAUUCUCAUUGAAGGAAAUGUAAAAAAAACUGCAUGUAAGAUUGCGAAUAAUCAUAUCGCAAACCGGUUUUCUUACUCUCUUCGCGUUUACCUAUCCAUAUUAUACUUGCGGAUUCCUACGACUUUCCAGAUAUUGUUGCGUGGUAAGGUUGUGGAGCAUCAUAACAUUGCUGAUGAUCUCAUGCAUCCGCAGUACAUCUUGUAUAAGCCUCAUGCUGCUGGACAUGAAGAGGCUGAAGUUGUAACGACGAUUGGAUUUCUGAAAGAAGCUCCCAAAGUAAACCUACAUGGGUUCUGUGUUUACCACAAAAACCGCCUAAUAAUGCCAUUUUGGCAGGUCGUGAAUUAUACAAGCAGUCAAGGACGAGGAGUUGUUGGUGCUCUAGAAGCUAAUUUUGUUGAGCCAACCCAUAACAAGCAGGAUUUUGAGAAAACUGUCCUCCUUCAGAAACUUGAAAACCGUUUGAAGGAAAUGACAAUCGAGUAUUGGAAGUGCCAUUGUAUGUUGAUUGGGUAUCAAGAUAGAACGAAGCCUCGUCUUAAGGUACCUCAAAAUGUUCGACCUGGCGGUAGGACAAAUGGCAACAUGACACAGAAGAAUUCUGCUGGAGACAGUUGCAGACAAGCAAUAAGUCCUCCUCCAGGCUUCCGAGCAGUUUUUUCGAAUGCAAAUUUGGCAUCUCUCCCUAGGGUUUCAGUUGAGCCAGUGGUGUUGGAGAAGAGGAAAGAACAUCCUGAUUUUGUUGCAAGUGCAGCGUCAAAGAGAAAGGUGGGAAGCGAUGGCUCUACUGUCCCGGUGCAGAAUCGGGCUGAACAGUUUAUUCAUGGAUCUGCAAAUCGGUCACAAGAUAUUGAAACCGUCAAGUUGAUGGAAGAAAACAAGAAGCUCCAAGCAAAAUGCUUGGACCACAAGAUGCGGAGCCAAAACCUUGAAGUGAAGGCCUUAAAUCUGAGGAGUGAGCUGGAGAACGUUAAAAGUGAGUAUGAAAGGUUGAUGAUAGAGCUACAAGCUUUGGAUUUGGUGAAAGAUGAGCACAGAAGAAAUAUGGCGGAGGAUUUCGCUAGGGCGGUGGACGAUGGUCUUAAACUCGCGAAACGGAUAUAUUUCGGGAAAGACAGAGCGGUUGCGGCGCCGAGACCACCGUCGACGAUGGAGAGAUCGUCUACGACGUCGUCGGCGACGCAGGCUUAUCUACCUUCGGCACCGAUGGUUUACGCCGUUGUACCCGACCCGGGAAUUGUGGAUAACCCGGACCUACCUAGCUAUCAGCCUCACGUGCACGGCAGGUGCGACCCACCGGCUUUGAUUCCUUUGCAGAUGAACGCGAUUGAGCUCGACGUUGAUUGUUAUCUCGACACGGCUCUUGUUACCGUCACCGGAUCGUGGCGUGUCCAUUGCGUUAUGGGAAGCAAGAGAUGUGAUUGCCGAAUCGCUAUUCCUAUGGGAGAACAGGGUUCAAUUCUAGGUGUUGAGGUUGAGAUUCUGGGAAGAUCUUACACAACCCAAUUGAUCACAGCCGAAGAUGGAAACGAAUUGGAGAAAACGGCACAAGCUGAAAAUGGUGGCUUCUUGAAACCAAACAUAUUCACCCUCACAAUACCUCAGGUUGAUGGAGGUACCAACCUCUCUAUCAAGAUGUCUUGGUCUCAGAAGCUGACGUAUAAUGAAGGGCAGUUUUUUCUCGACAUUCCUUUCAACUUUCCUGAGUAUGUGACUCCUGCGGUAAAGAAAAUCUCAAAGAGAGAAAAGAUACACUUGAGUGUUAAUGCUGGUACGGGAACAGAAGUUCUUUGCAAAGGAUGCAGUCAUCCACUAAAGGAGAAAUUGCGGAGCGCUGGGAAGUUGAGGUUUCAAUAUGAAGCAGAUGUUUUAAAGUGGACGAACACAGAUUUUAGCUUUUCUUAUACGGCAUCUUCAAGUAAUAUAGUUGGUGGGCUUUUCCUUCAAUCUGCGCCUGUUGAUGAUGUUGAUCAGAGAGAUAAAUUCUCUGUCUAUCUUUUUCCAGGAAAUCAGCGAAGUACCAAGGCAUUCAAGCGGGAGGUAGUANUUGUUGUUGAUUUGAGUAGAAGCAUGACUGGAAAGCCUCUCGAGGAUGUAAACAAUGCAAUAUCCACAGCUCUAGCUAAGCUAAAUCCUGGAGAUUCCUUCAACAUCAUCACUUUCAGUGAUGAUACUUCUCUGUUUUCGACGUCCAUGGAGUUGGUUACUUCAGAUGCUGUUGAAAGAGGCAUUGAGUGGAUGAACAAGAACUUUGUCGUUGCAGAUGGUACAAAUAUGCUCCCUCCCCUAGAAAAGGCUGUGGAAAUGCUCUCCAAUACUCGUGGCUCUAUUCCUAUGGUCUUCUUCUUAACAGAUGGGUCUGUUGAAGAUGAGAGACACAUUUGUGAUGUAAUGAAGAAACGUCUUGCUAGUGCUGGAUCAGUGUAUCCUCGAAUACACACUUUUGGGCUAGGUAUAUUCUGUAAUCACUACUUCCUGCAAAUGCUUGCAAAUCUAUCCAGGGGCCAGCACGAAUCAGUUUAUAAUACAGAUCACAUCGAGGAACGAAUGGACAAAUUGUUUACAAGGGCUUUAUCCACCGUUCUUGCAAAUAUAACAAUCGAGCCCCUGCAAAAUCUAGAUGAAGUUGAGGUCUACCCUUCGGAUAUUCCUGAUCUGACGUCUGCAAGUCCAUUGAUGAUAUAUGGGAGAUACCGAGGAAAGUUCCCUGAGAAUGUGAAAGCCAGAGGUCUGCUAGGAGACUUGAGCAGCUUUUCUACAGAUUUGACUGUACAAAGUGCAAAAGACAUGCCUCUUGAUAAAGUAUUUGCAAAGAAUGUAAUUGAUAUGCUUACUGCUGAAGCAUGGUUCUCUGAAGAUAAACAGCUAAUAGAAAAGAUUGCUAAACUAAGCAUCCAAACUAGUGUUCCAUGUGAGUAUACUCGAAUGAUUCAAUUGGAGAACACAGAAGAAGCAUCGAAACCCAGCGACACUGGCGCAAAGAAAAAGACAGCGAGCAACGGUGAGAAACAAAAGAUGAUAUCAAGAACGAUCCCACUACAAAGCCUCGGAAUAGGGUUUGGUGAUACAACAGCCACCAGAGAAAAUGUUCCACCGGGAUUUGGAGAACAGAGAGCACCUGAUGCUGCUGAGAAGUUCGUCAAGGCUGCCUCGAGCUGUUGUGUCUCCUUGUGCAACAAAUGCUGCUGCAUGUGUUGUGUCCAGUGCUGCUCUAAGCUCAACGAUCAAUGCGUCCUUGUCUUCACACAGCUCUUCACAGCGAUUGCUUGCAUCGCCUGCUUUGAAUGUUGCUCAAAUGUUUGCUGUGCUGGAGACGACGGGUAG